AUGUCUGAGAAUGAAGAUGUUGACAUGGAUUCGGGGAGUGAAUCCGAACUUUCGGCGAGUGAUACUUCUUGCAGAAAAGAGGGAUAUGAUGAUUAUUACAACAGAAACAGACGCCAGACGUAUUCAAGUGAGCUAGAGACGUCCAUGGACAAUCCAGACCUUCAUAUCUCUGAAGGAGGCUCGAGUGAAUCUGAAAGUCUUGAAGAACCCGAUCAGUUCAGUGAAGAUGUCGAUCCCGACUUGGGCUUAUAUGGUCGUAGGGCUAGGAGGGGACGUCAGUCCAUUGGCAGGCCAUAUAAUUUCGGUGCACGAGGUGGAAAAGGAAUCAAAAGAGGUCCCAGGAAGCCAUUAGAACCAAGCUUGGAGUUCAAGAAUUUACAUUCUGAGGCAACCUCUGCCUUCAUUGAUGCCGACUAUGAGAGAGCCACGGUUCUCGUGAAGCAGGCCAUUCAGAUCAAUCCCGAAAUGUUUGCUGCUCAUUCUCUUCUAUCAGAAAUAUUUCUCGCUCAAGGGCAAAAGGACAAAGCUCUUGCUGCACUAUUCAGUGGCGCGCACACACGACCGAAAGAUCCGUCCGUCUGGAUGAAAGUUGCGAAAUUGAUCUUAGAAAGAACCGGAGAAGAUCGGACCUCAGCAUUGCAAGAUGUAAUCUACUGUUAUAGCCGCGUGAUUGAGAUCGAUCAAAAAAAUUACGACAUACGAUUUGAAAGAGCCUCAGUGUACCGUGAGUUGGGCCAUAAUGGGAAAGCCGCUCAGGAGUACGAAAGGUUAUUAAAGGAUCUACCGCACAAUACAACAGCGCUCCGCCUUCUCGCAGAGACCUAUAUUGAUCUGAACGAAGUCGAUAAAGCAAAAAGUCGAUACGACGAAAGCAUCGCAUAUUAUAUGUCCCUAACUUUGGAGGAAGCCACCGACUUUACAUGGUCUGAUGUGAACAUUUAUGUUGAAUUUUUUAGCUAUCUGGACGACCAUGAACAGGGAAUAUUUAUGUUGAAAUCUCUUUCUAGAUGGUUGCUAGGGCGGAAAGAUAAUGUGGAAUGGGAUGAUAUUGUUGAAGACGACCGAGAGUUUGAUGCUGAACAUUUCCCUCGCCGAUCAGAGGUCGCUUUUUUUGUCCCAAAUAAAUAUCCGAUCGAGUCUUACGGGAGUGGCCUUCCCUUGGAGCUUCGCGUGAAACUUGGAAUAUAUCGGUUGAAAUUGGGCCUCCAGUAUCGAGAAGAGGCGUUGUCUCAUUUUUCGUGGCUAAACCCGGAUGACUCCUCGGAAGGCGCGUUACUCUAUGAUUUCGGAGAUCUGUUCAGGGAGGCAGGCGAUGCACUCAAAGAUGCCCAAUUACACCAAGACGCAAUAUUGUUUUACCUUCCACUCCAGAGGACUCACGAAUACGCAGAUACAAGUCUUUUUAUGUCCAUGGCUGAAUGUUAUGUCGCUUGCGAAAAUGAUGAAGCAGCUGAGAACUGUUAUUUAACGGUGGUCGAAUAUGAUCGGAACAAUAUUGUGGCUCGGGCGAAAUUGGCCAAAUUUUACGAAAAAUUAGGAAGACAGGAGUCAAUGCCAAGGCGAAGGCGGAAAUUUGGCUCUAGGGCUUUACAGCUUGCGAGAGAGUUUCGCUCAACGGAGUCUGGGGGUAAUUCACUGGCAAUUUAUGAGGGUCCUAUUGGGGCAGAAAUCGAAAACUGGAGAACUACCACUCCUCCAGCCAGUGUGCCCGGUGGCCUCGUGACUUCCGCUGCUCCCCUUUCUAAGAAGCGGCGGCAGGCAAAAGAAGAAUAUGUCGGCGCUGACCAUAUCAGCAAUGAGAGAAGGUCAAGAGGAUGUAACGGAAGAUUGGUUGGAUAUCGCGGAUGCUUUGUUACGAGAUUUUCGAUCAAAUCGUGUCUUUUUCCCCAUGCAAAGAAACAUGAUAUUCUCGGGAUAUUCCAGAGAAGCCCAACGGAAAGCUGGACGCCUGAAAUCGACAACAAUCAUGGACGAAAUGGAGGAAAUGGCUGGACGGCUUCAGGCAACUUUAGGCAAGCGUUACCUUCAAUUGUUUAUGUUAAAGCGCUGCUAAUUACAGGUCUAGGAACCCCCGAAAUUGAUCCUGCGACGAUCCCAAAUGAUUACCAUUCUAUAUCAUUCGAACAGUGGCUGGAUAUAUUUCUGGAAUAUGCACUUGUCCUUUCUGGGCAAGGCCAAUCUGAAGAAGCAUACGACACCCUUUCUGCUGCAGCCGAUGCUAGCAUUUGGUAUCAUUCCAAACCCAGCAAAGUCCAAAUUUAUACUUGCUGGUUCACUUGCGCGCUCCGGCUGAAGGACGAAGAAACACUCUCCAACAUCUCCCGCUGGUUCAUGAAGGAGUACCAAUUCGUAACCGACACAUACCGGCUCUUCGCAACACUAAGCCGACUCUGUGGCGACCCACGAAAAUCGCUGUUCCAUUCGUCCCCCAGCAUGAAAUUCAUGCUGCGUCAAAUAAAGGCGAUUGAUUAUACCCUCCCAGAUGACCCGCUGCGACCUACCCAAACCCGCCGCACUCGAGCUUCCGUUUUCCAAGAACGUGCUACCCUUACCACCAAGGAUGCAUCUGGCCAACCCAUCCCAGCUGAAGACAUGGACAUCCCGCUCUUAGUGCUAUACGGACAUAUACUCUACGCCGGUACAAGCUUCACAAACGCCCUCAACUACUUUUUCCGCGCGUAUGCCCUCGCACCGGAGAACCCCGUCGUUCUCCUCUCUAUCGGUCUCAGUUACAUCCAUCACUCCCUUAAGCGACAGUCUGAUAACCGACACUACCUCAUCAUGCAAGGAUUGUCGUUUAUGCAGGAAUACCGACGUGUGAGAGAAAAGAGCCCUAUUCCACAGGAGCGACAAGAGGUAGAAUUCAACUUCGCGCGGGUCUGGCAGAUGUUGGGCUUGACACACUUAGCUGUACUGGGUUAUCAUCGAUGUCUUGCUCUCAGUGAGGAAGUAGAAGCUGAGCGCGAGAGAUUUAAGAAAGGUAAAAAGAUACCUGUGACUGCUGGUGGUGGGGCUCCAAGUAAGGAUGUCUGGGUGGAAGAUUUCACUCGUGAAGCUGCCUUUGCUUUGCAAUGCCUCUAUUCUUUCUCUGAGGAAACGAAGCUAGCGAAGGAGGUCACUGACAGGUGGCUUGUCAUUUGA
Messenger RNA from Histoplasma mississippiense, 3141 nucleotides. RefSeq lists its product as hypothetical. The transcript has 6 exons. Gene Ontology annotation, molecular function: protein binding. Lineage: Eukaryota; Fungi; Ascomycota; Eurotiomycetes; Onygenales; Ajellomycetaceae. The record is from RefSeq and is a predicted model, not a curated record. The coding region runs from base 1 to 3141 and encodes 1046 amino acids. Gene Ontology annotation, cellular component: transcription factor TFIIIC complex. Gene Ontology annotation, biological process: transcription by RNA polymerase III.